AUGAACUUCACCACGUCAAGAACCUCCAAAGCACACGUCCCGAAAACGGGACAUCCUUUUCGGACCAUAAACCUUCACUCCAAAAUCGAAAAGCGCUUUCCGUGCCUCAGCCGGAAAACGGGACUUCCACCGGCUGCCAUCGAAAUAGAUCCUCGUUUUGGUGUUGAGAAGCGCCUUACACACGCACAGAACACACACACACAAAAUCGGCACCACCACCUUGCAGCCGCCGUCUUCCGCCUGUCGCCGGCAACCGGCCGUUCGAUCCCAUCGCCGCCGUCCCCAACCAACGUCGCAUCCAGCCCUCUGCCUCCACGUGUCGUCAUCCUUGCAGAGGCGGCUGAAACCGCUAGAGAACGAGCAGUGAAGACCCUCCGCUGCGCGACCAUGUGUGCCACAGAGUCCGCCGUCAUCACGUCCCUCAUCUCCCGGUGGUGGCGGCAGUCUGUCUUCUCCGACAAAAAAAUGUGCAGAUUCCACAAGAAUAAGAAGGCUCGAGCUCGUCGCCGGCAAUGA
This is a messenger RNA of Striga asiatica, 516 nucleotides long. NCBI's taxonomy places the organism in Eukaryota, Viridiplantae, Streptophyta, Magnoliopsida, Lamiales, Orobanchaceae. The record is from the annotation of a GenBank genome assembly.